AAACGUGUGUAGUAUUAUUUAUUCCUUUUAUUUUUCGUAGGAACGUCGGUAGUAUUUGAUCGAUCAUAAGAAACUAGAGGAAAAUCUUCCUCAUGUAAAUCACCUAACCGACUAUUUGCAACUCACCAUGUAUAUAUAUAUAUAUAUAUCUGUCACCACUCGCCUAUAAAUAUAAUAUCAUAAACCAUAUUAUAUAUGUUUAUAUAUCAUACCCCAUGUCAGGUUGUUGCUUGUACAAUUUACUUGAACAUUAAACAUUAUGAACGAAACAGAGUCCACCUAGCUUGUUCAUUGUAGUAACCCCAACAAAUCGAUUAAUUGUUUGACAGAAUCCGAUUCCUGCAAAAAAAUAAUGGCAGCUUUGGAACCCUGGAAACAAAAACAACAGCCCCACUUUGUGUUAAUCCCAUUAAUGGCUCAAGGCCAUAUGAUUCCCAUGAUAGACAUGGCCAGACUCUUUGCCGAGCGUGGAGUAUACGUUAGCCUAGUAACCACCCCCCAUAAUGCCUCCAGAUUCGAGUCAAUCAUUACUCGGGCAUCCCAUUCCGGACUCCCAAUCAAGCUCGUCCAAUUCCCAUUCCCGAGCCAAGAAGUAGGCCUCCCAAUCGGGUACGAGAAUCUCGACAGUUUGCCAUCUAGAAACCUCUUGGGACAAUUCUACAAAGCUCUCAACAUGCUUCAGAAACCACUGGAAUCAUACCUCGAAAGGAAUCCGAUUCCGAUCACUUGCAUAGUCUCUGACAAGUGUUUGUUUUGGACUUCUGAAACCGCCAAGAAGUUUAAUAUUCCAAGAAUCGUUUUUCACGGCAUGUGCUGCUUUUCUCUCUUAGCUUCUCAUAACAUCAAGCUCCACAACUCUCAUAAUUCGGUCAAUUCCGAUUCCGAGCCAUUCCCGAUUCCGGAACUACUGCCUCAUCGUCAAAGAAUUGAAAUCACGAGAGCCCAGUUGCCAGGAGCGUUCGUUACUCAGCCAGACUUGGAUGAUUUCCGAGACAGAAUGAAGGAGGCCGAAACGACGGCGUUUGGGGUCGUGGUCAACAGUUUUGAUGAGCUGGAGAAAGGGUGUUCCGUGAAAUACGGUAAAGCCUUAAACAACAAAGUGUGGUGUAUUGGACCGGUUUGUCUUUCCAAUAAGAACGAAUUGGAUAAAUUGGAGAGAGGGAACCGGACCUUGAUAAACGACAGGGAGUGUUUACAAUGGCUUGACACAAUGGAACCAAACUCAGUCGUUUAUGCAUGUCUUGGUAGUCAAUGUCGUUUAGUUCCUUCACAGCUUAUAGAGCUGGGGUUGGGGUUGGAAGCCUCUGGUCAACCCUUUAUAUGGGUGGUCAAACCAGGAGAAAAGUUUUAUGAGUUUGAGAAUUGGCUAAAGGAGGAAAGAUUUGAGGAAAGGAUUAAGGGAAAAGGUAUGUUGAUAAUGGGUUGGGCCCCACAGAUUCUGAUAUUAGCCCAUAAAUCAAUUGGUGGGUUUCUGACUCACUGUGGCUGGAAUUCGACUAUUGAAGCUGUUUGUUUUGGUUUGCCAAUGAUAACUUGGCCUCUUUUUGCUGAGCAAUUUUUGAAUGAGAAAUUGGUUGUAGAAGUUUUGAGGAUUGGUGUUAGGGUUGGUGUUGAAGUUCCGGUUAGGUGGGGUGAUGAAGAAAAAAUUGGGGUGUUGGUUAAGAGAGAUGAAGUGAGGAGAGCCGUUGAGAUUUUGAUGAUGGACCGUGGAGAUGAUGAUGAAGUGAAAAAUAGAAGAGAAAGAGCUAGAAUACUUGGAGAUAUGGCUAAAAGAGCUACUGAUCAAGAAGGUAGUGGGUCUUCUUAUUUGAACAUAUCAUCUUUGAUCAAAGAUGUAGCUAAUUAUUAUUCUUAAGUUAAGUAAUUAAACUAACAUUAUAUCAUCUCUAUUUUGUAAGUAUUAUUUGGAGUCAUGUAAUAAGUAAUAUUUUUGAAUAUAUUUUUUUUCGAGAAAUUUAUUGUGCACCCUUUUAAAGAAAUAUUUUGGUGCAUCCUCAUGAGUUUCGAGCUUUUUAAA
This is a messenger RNA of Cannabis sativa, 2017 nucleotides long. Its product is annotated as UDP-glycosyltransferase 73D1. The record is from RefSeq and is a predicted model, not a curated record. NCBI's taxonomy places the organism in Eukaryota, Viridiplantae, Streptophyta, Magnoliopsida, Rosales, Cannabaceae. Gene Ontology annotation, molecular function: UDP-glycosyltransferase activity. Bases 353 to 1855 code for a protein of 500 amino acids. The transcript has a single exon.